CCUCAGACCUCAAUUCUCUCACAAGCUUUCACAAUUUGAUGCUCAUAUAGCCUCAUUGACGCCUAAUCGCGCCGACCGGGUGCAGCAUAGCCGUUGGCGGAAAUAUCAAAUUUACCCAGGAUUGAAGGGAGGAUUUGUACGUCUUAUCCUCCUCUACCUCUCCUCCGCUCAUGUUUCCCGCCUUGGCUUCGCGAUGUCGUCGAGCUGCCAACCGUCACAUACGUCCGCAAAGCGAUAGCAUCUGGAUCCCGGAGGCCCUCCUCGCCGCCGCAUUCGAUCGCUACUGUACGAAGUCAAGGGAAAUCGCUCGUUAUGGCUCCUCCGUUCCCGGCCCGAUGGAGAAUCGAAGACGUAUGGGAAAAAGACACAUGGUAGAAUUGAACCCAGGUCACUUGCGCUCUGCUUCGCCGCUAUGGGGGCUCGAAAAUUUGGCGGACCUGACACAAUGGCGUUGGGAACCGCCAUCACCACCUCGUACGCGACUUCGACAGCACCGAGACGAGAGCGCACAGGAAUGGACUUUGGCACGAUCUAUGUUGAACUGGUUUGCGAACAAAUCGUCACCAAAAAUUACCUGGGAUGCUCAGACUCCACUGAUACAAGUCAUCGAUAUCGGGCUAAGUCUCCUCUUUCGGGAUUUAGAAUCUGAGGCAACAACGGCGGAAAGACCAAACUUUACGGAGUUCUGCCGUAGUUGGAAAGAUUUCCUUGCCGAUAGCUUCUACUCUGGUGAUGUUGUCUGCGCUGUCUUAGAUGGCAUCCAACAGGGGAUUGAUACAUCACGAGCAAGCACCGGACAACCUUUGGAAUGGGCCGUCGACCGAAUUAAGCUAGAUCUACUCCAUGCGACUAUUGCAGGUCUUUCUAGCAACCAAGUACAAGAGCAUACCGCUCUAGACGGCUUGUUUUGGUGCGACUUAUUACAAAGAAUUUCAGAGUUGAGGAUUAAUAGCGUACGCCUUUUCGUAAAAGCUAUGGAUUGUAUACCGGAAGAUUACUUAAACGACGUAUCAACAGGUGUGCUAGCAAAUUUACGUGUCUUCUUCCUUGCCUCGGCCUAUAGCAAGAGUCGUUCGAAUAUAAUCCGGCAAACUAAUAAGAUCGCCGAACCUUUGAGGAGACUUGACCUGGCCAACCAUCUCCAUAUGUUAGAAAGCGGUACCCAGUAUGUGUUGAUGCAUAGAAAAUCGACAGACGUAUAUUUCCCUCGCAUGCGUCUGGGAUGGCUACAACUCUUAGCCCGGUUACCAAGCGUAGACGACCGUUACCUUGUACGGACGAUGUGUACUCUUGAAGCCGGCAAAGACACGAAACCUCUUUCGAGCAGAGAGAUUUGCGAAAUGUAUUUGGCUAGGUGGUGUCGUUCUUCGCUUAAGGAUCACGCAAAGCUGUACCUUACAUUGCAACAAAAUAAAAAUGACUUGAAGUGCUACGGUUACUUUGGCAUGGCACUGUGGGAAACAGGCCAAUUUGGUCUUGCGAAAGGCCUUUGCGAGUUCCUCAGUCAACUCGGCCGAGAGCAAGAUAUUAUGAACUUCGCGAAAGGAAUGCGAAUCUUUAUCAAGAGCCCGGCGAGACCCCUAGCUAAUAUUGCUAUUGGGAUGGGCAAUCCAGCCCUAGCCAUAGAAAUCUUAUGUCUCUAUAGAGAAAGCAAAUUGGAAGGGAAAAGAAAGGCCGACGCUACAAAUUUCUGGGACACUAACGUAUCUACCGAGACCUUGAAAGCUCUGAUAGGAAGUCACUCAUCCUGGCAUCACAGAGUUCUAAGUGCUGUGCGGGUAAAGCGGCUCCUGGAAGAACAAAGGCGAAGGGAAAGACGCAUUAAGUUCAUUAGCAGGCGUAAGUUCCUGAAAGAAGCCAAGGCAGUAACGAAAACAGCAAUGGCAUUUAAUAUCUCACAGAGCAUCUCGCCUAGGCAAUCUUUUACUUUUAUUUCAAAGUGUAUCACCUACUUCCAAAGUAGGGGGACAAUACCGCCGAUAGCCUUGCGGGCACUACUCCACAAUAUCACAAGGGACCUUGCAGAAGGGAAUCCGGGUAGGAUUACCCGGUUGCGGUGGUUUCUGUCGUUAGUAUAUAAGCAUCUCGGCCACGCUAAGAUGAUGGAGAUUGGAUUGGCUCUGAAGCAGUGGAGAGGAUAUAACGCCCGGAAUCGCGGUAAAAAUAUCGGAUGGUAACAAUAUCGGAUGAGGCGCCGGCCGAAGCUAGGGUGGCUCAUAAAAAAGUAAUAAAAAAAAACUAAAAAACUAAACGAUAUCCAAAUAUGAUAUACUGAAUCAUGGCUUUUGGAUAUUAUGUGCGUGGUGUAUUGAUACACGCCGGGGUAUGUGAUCAGCAUAUAUAUGUAUGGUCAGUGUAUACCAAUAUACCAAUAUUCCAAUAUACCAAUAUACCAACCUACCUACCU
Molecule: messenger RNA, 2407 nt
Organism: Daldinia vernicosa
Lineage: Eukaryota; Fungi; Ascomycota; Sordariomycetes; Xylariales; Hypoxylaceae
Exons: 1
Coding region: 171-2177 (668 amino acids)
Source: RefSeq, a predicted model, not a curated record